AAUGUGAAAUCUAACCAGAGUAAGGUGUUGGGGGGUGCUUAACAGGUGCCAAACACUAGAAAGGGGUGCAUGCUGAAAAAAGUUUGGGAACCACUGGUGUACACAACCAUACUCCAUUUGUUCACCAUGAGUGUUCUCUACAGCAGGUUUUGUAAUAACGAAUGAGCUGCGGUCAGACCCUGCUGGACAAAGGUCUGUAACAGCACACUUGGCCGCCCACGAGUAGACAGAUCAACGCGAGUCCAUCUGCUUUAUUUUGCAAACCACUUCUCUUUCAUUCAACUUAUCUAUGGAAAUGUCCAGACGGCCCAAUACGGCGAGUGUCUAAUCAUGAUGUUGACAUCCUAAGAUCCAUACAAACAGCACAUUUGUGGCGCAGCGAUGAUUUCGAAAUGACUGAUACGGUGGCAGCCAAGUUUCCCCAUGACAGUUGGUGAUAGCAAACAGCCACCUAAAAGGGACAGUUAUUAAAAGCAGAGAUAUUAGACCCAGGCUCUGAUAAUGCCUUAAACAGCUGAAGGAAGGGUUACGGAUGUGGCGUAUUGACUACAGGGCUUGCGGUCGGAGUCCCUGGUCCUUGUACAGGCAGAGAAGGUUAUUAGGAAAGUGUGUUUGAUAUUUCAGACGUUUAUGGAUGUGUCUGGUUGACCAGGCCGAUCUCGGCGUAUGGCAGCAGGGGUGGGGGUUGGGGCGAUACAGCACCUGUACGUCUGUCAGAUGGAUGGCAGUGAAAGUCCUGAGGGACGACGAGCCCCUUGUUUUCACUAAGAGACUGACUGACCACCAACGCUGACAGACGCAGUCCCAAAAAGUUGGGAAAAAACCUUAAGAAAAGCAGCCUUUCGGCUUAAUAUUGCACCGCUGCUCAAGUGAUGCAAGCUUCUUUUUGACCCUAAUCGAAGAACAAAAAGAAAUGCGCCAUAGUAUACUGAUGCAUUCAGAGAUACUGAAGUGAUAGCUCACUCAAAAAAAAAAAAAGGACAAUUCUGUUUUCUUUUACUUGGUCCUAUCCUGUAGUUUUUUCUUCCUCUGCUGAACACAAAAGAUUAUGUUUUGAAGAAUGUUAGCAACCAAUCAGUUGAUGGUAGCCAUUGACUUCUAUAAGUAUAGUCAAUCGUUAACUGUUUGGCUACCAACUGUGCCUGGUUGAACUAUCUCAAAGGGUAAAGAUUUUGGUAAGCCUGUGGGAGAUUUGAAUACUCGGGGACAGCAAAUACACAAAGGUUGCAAAACAUUUUAUGGUUGCUGUGUACAUCUCUGACUCUCCUUUGCAAACCAGCAGGUCCUUGGUUGUAAAACACCUGAACAUUUCUGCAGUUUGCUUUGAGAAGCGAUGACUCACCCUCUCAAAACUGGUGCGUUUAUAACGUCAAUUAAUCUGUGAAGUUCUCCAGGGGCAAUUUAUGAAACCUAGCUUGAAAUUGAAAAACGUGGCCAUUUCAAAUUCAAUAACGUGUUUAGGUGCAUUAAGUAACUUGAUUUAUGAUUGCAUGCUGGCACAGAAUAUUUUCCAGCAGCAGUGCUGAUUUGACGCAGAGCGUUUAACACGAGUAGACGCUGGUUCUUGAUGGGCACCGGGCAGGAGAACUGCUUAAGAUGGGAUUUAUGGAAGCGGUUCCAUGGCUUUACCCACUCGGCACGGGCCACUGAGCGACAAGCCAUUUGCAGACGGAGCAGCCUGCGUCUCCUCCCCACAAAUGCAGGUUUGCAUUUCCCUCUAAUGGGAUCAUUUAUAAUCCCAGUAAACUCAAACUCCGCAGUGGAGCGCUGCCACAUCCACACUUUCCAUGAGGUCCAUCCAAACAGGCCAUGCGUCUGCAGCAGGAAUGCGUGCAGACGUGUUAGCGCACCGCAUCCCCGUGCGCGAAUGUGGGUGAGUGGCAGCUGUGCGCAGACCAUUAGGAUGCCGCUAACAUCCACCGCUAACAGCUCGCUGGAAAAAUCUAAAUUGGAAAAUGAUCAUGGAAUAAUACCCAAACGCAAGCAUCCAGCAAGGAAUAUGAGUAACUGAGCGGGACCCAAAGAGCUCUCCAAAACACAGCACUUUUCACAUUUGCUGCUCACUUCAUUUCGAGUUGUAAAAAACCAUAUUAAAUCGUCAAUAAAAGCGAACACGAGAAAAUAACGACAGAAAAAGAUGUGGAACAAGUGAUGAAGUACAAACAGUUAUUCAAAAUUAAAAAAAAUAAAGUAAAAAAAAAAUGCAUAAUUCAUUAUUGCAUUGUACUGGCUUAGACUUAAGGGGCCUUUGAGAUAUACAUGCAGAAAUGUAAAGAUCAAGGUACAAUCCCUUUUCUUCUGGUUUCUAGUCCUACAGUAACCUCAUAACCCAAAUCCCCCCAAGAUAAUACUGAACAACAAAAGUGUUCAAUUGCAGGCAAAAAAGUAGCUUAGUCUAGAACAAAUGUUAAAAUAAGAGCUUUGCGAGUCAGUGGACGGGUGUAAAAUGCAUGUGUGGAUGGACCGCUCUCAAUUAGGUCUUCCGGCCUUCAUAAUACAAUGGAACAAACCAACUCAGAGUCUCUGUAGUUUUGGCAUGUUUAUAAGCUUCAUGCACUGUAAAUGUACCCGAGAGAAAACACGUCAUAAAAAAGAACCAGGAGCACUUUAACAACGGAAAAGUCACAAUAAGAGCAAUGAGAACAAAGCCCUCGGCCAGGCUAAUUGCUUUUAUUUGUUCCCUUCAUAUGGCUCCGCCUUCUCUUCUGAAUAAAUUAACUGAAGUCAUCGCCGCCGUGACUUCAGCAGGUCUUGAAUGCGUGUGUACGAACAGGAUCACGUCUGGCUUAGAUUAAGCGAUCUCUGCCGGUCUGAAAGCGAUACAGGGGCACUUUUGGACCCGUACAGACAAGCGGAUCGGAGCUGACUAGCCGAUCGCAGUACAGCACACCCCGGGUGUUUAACCAAACACCAAAAACCCUGCGGCCUGAGAGGAUCGGAGCCCAGAAAGCAUUUUUCUGCUGGAUUAGAUGUCGCAGAGCACUGGAGGAGGUCAGUGGGAGCUAAUGGCAGUCAGAUGGGAUGCAGUUUCUCCGCUUUAAGCAGGCCGAUGGCCAGAUAACAAGCGUUGUCAUUCGUUACCCCAGAGGUCAAUCUUUAUGAGGUAGCGAGACAUUCCAUCCUUGCCGUGGUCUCACACGACCCUAAUGAAUGUCGUCACAUUACGACCCUUUUUCCUUAAUGACUCGUCCCUAGAUAUACGGACUGCCGCGGUGAGCUCUUGCUUUAAUGACUGAAAGGUCACAACUGGGGUCUGGAAAGAAAUAUAACCGUGUCAUUGCGUUCGUGACUGUGACACUAAAAGACAUAAAUGCUUUGUUGAAUAAGAAUCUUUCUCUACAGUGUACAGUGACAAAUGCACUUACUUUUCUGCUAAAUAUAAGCCUAAAAACGUGUCUUUUAAAGGAAAAACCAAUCCCUAAAUCUACCAAUAGGACAAAAGAACAUCUCAUUACGUUAGUACACAAUUUUAUGAACUUUCAAGUUAGGAAAAAUAAAUAAAUAAAUAAGAGUAAAUUAAAAAUCUCUUUAAGGGCAAGUUAUUGCAAAUCAACCUCAUGAUAUGAUACAAGUCAUGAUUCAAUAUUUCACAAUGCAUUAGGGGAAAAAAUCUGAAACAAGAAGGGUUUUAUUCUCUCUCCUUAUUUUCUCUUAAGUCAUUUUAGUGAAUCUGUUCAUUUAGAUGGUUGAUUUUAAAUUAUACCUACUGAUUCAACUCACCAUUCAUGUUCAGAAGAGCCAUCAUCACUACAUUUUCACAUAGCCAUACUGUGUUCUAUGACUCUAAUAUUUCACUCACCUCAUAGUUUGACUCCUAAACCAAUUUCUUAGUCAAGUUAUUUACAAUUACCAAGCAAAUCAGUUCAAACCAAAUGAUCUGAUUUAAAAGAAUGAUUCAUUUGCAAAAGAAGCAAGCACACAAAUGUCUGAGACUUCACAGUGACACUUUCAUAGCGAAGCCUUUGUUCGCCUCUUUAUGAAGACACAUCUUUGCAGAAGUGCAACUGAUACUUUUUAGUCUGGGGAGUGAAUAUGUCUGACUAGUGACUGGUAAAGCCAUUCAACUUCAAAAUUGGUUUCAAGAAGGAAAAAAGACAUCUUUAAGGUUUUAUUCCAAGUGCCCUAAAAAAACUGAAAAGAGGAGGAAAAGUCCAUUCAGAACCGGAUAAACGUACAUGUUUCGACAUGCGGAAAACAUUAUUUCAAUACAAUUGUGUUAAAAACUCAACUAGUGAUUUACUGCUGCUAGUUAAACCAGGUCAAAAUUCCUUUUUACAAGAAUAAAAUUAAAGAGUGCUCUCCCACUCAGAGGAAUAUAAAUCUCUUCGCUCACAGCAGCCAUUAACAAAACCAUUUACAUUAAUGAAAACAUGAAACAAAGGCUUCGUGCCUCAACAGACUGGGAACGUUUUCCAUCUUAAAUUUAAGGAGGACGCAAGUUUCAGGUGUUAAGUGUUACGUUCCUGUUCUUCAUGAUGAUGGGCUGCAAAUGACCGCUUGGGGAAUGAAUUAAUUAAUCAAUUCCCCUUAAAAAAGGAAAAGACUGUAUAGUCUAGCUCAAAAAGUACAUAUCGCUACUAUUAACAACAAAUAAUGAAUUAAAAAUGGAGCCAAAAAGAACGGAAGCAAGUGUUUGAGAGGAUCCGCCUCUCCUGUGGUCUCGACCACGAGCAAACGCCGGAAAUCAGAUAUCCUGUCUGGCCUUUAACUCGCAUCGCUUAUUAAUGAGGCUGCGGUUCGAAGAAACUAAAAAUGAGAUGGCAUUAAUAUGGAUUUACCACGUCCUCAAAAUUUCUUUUUCAUCAUCUCCAUCUCAAGCCGUCAUUCGCAGAGAAAUGCUACGAAAACCACAUCGUUAUGCCGCCAGACUAGACUUGAGUUCAUGUCAAAAAUAUGAAAUCUAGAGAAAAUGAAGGGGGAAAAAUGACAAGCCACCAUUCAUAUCUUCAUAUUUUCCAGAGGGUAAAUAGGAGCUGAAUUUAUAAUGACAUCAAGGAGUACACUUUUAAUCCAUCAAAUGGUUGCGUUGUAUGGAAACGUAUUUUGUUUUUGUUUUUACCUCCUGCCACUUUACACUUCACCUAUACAACAGAAAUAAAACAUUAGGAUGAGAAAAGGCCUGAACUUGAAUAAAUACCAUGCUGGUCUUGUGCAAUUUUCCCUCAACGAAACCUGUAAGGAUGGUAAAGUCAAGUUGAUAUGUUUUGGGAACAAUAUUUUUAAAGACUUGCAGCUAUAAAGUUACAAAAGCGUGACAGAACAUAUAAUAAGUUCAGACAACCUUUUCAAACUUCCAUAGUUAUGCUAAGCAAGACCAUAUACAUUUCCUCAAAGUUAUUCUCAGAACAAGAAAAAAAAAAAACACAACAUGAGCAAAAUCUGUCUCUCAGAGGUAUCAUCUUCAUUUCAUCAUAAAUAGGUGACUGGUGGUAAUGACUAAGAGAAGAACAGGUGCUACGAUCUGAGUUAUGCUUCAGUUAGAUGAUGUUAUAUUGCUAUUUCCCUUCCGUGACUAAACCGGUCCAGGCAAUGUACUGAAGUGUAAGAUAACCCACUCAUCUUCACGGACAACACAGUUUAUCAAACUACCGGACAGUCACUGACUCAGAGUGGAAGACAAACCACAGGAAUAUAGACUCACUGGAAAAGACCGGCCCUGAGGAAGAUCAGACUCUGACACAAGGGUCUCUGUAAAACCACCACUGAGGUAAGGUAAAUGGUAACAGAGUUCAGGGGGAGGAGAGCAGAAUGGGUGAAAGAAUGACCCAAACCUUACAGAUCUACAGUUGAAGCCCUGGAGUCUUAUAGUCCCUCUAGGAAGCAGUAUAACUGUAAAUGAAGGGUGAAAGGAAGAGGCAGCGGGUAAAUAAAGAUAGAAGAGUAAAUGGUGUCAAAACAAAAACAGCAAGCAAGCAAACAAGGUGGCAAGGAUGAAAGCAAGAAAUUAGGAAAAUUUCUAAAAAAGAAAGAAAUAUAAAAGAAAAAAAUAAAGAAUUAUUUAAAUUCAGUAAAUGACGAAAGCAAAAAAAGAGUAAAUGAAAAAGAUGAAGAAAGGUUAAUUGGAAUUUUAAAUCAGUUAGGAAGGAAGGAGGGAGAAAGAAAAAAAGAAAUAAAGAAUAAAGCGAGCAAAGAAAUAAAAAUCUUCAACCAAGAAAGUGAGCAAGCAGAGGGAAAAUGUGACCCGAAAAAAGGAUUGUUGUCAGAUAGGAACCAAGCAAAUGAGUAUGAAAGAAAGCAAGAAACGAUUUCAAACCACUAAAGCAAGCAAGCAGAAAAAAAGAAAAAAGAAAGGCCAUUAUUAACUGGGAGUUAAAAAAGCUGAAGUUGAUAGCUGUAUAGAACCACUUUGCUCCCUGCCUGAGCCGCCAGCUGGUGUAUUUGCAUAAGCAGUAAAAGAGAGGGAUGGACAGAGGGAGAGAGAGAACGAGAGAGUGAGGGAGUGAGAGAGGGAGGAAUCAUACCAGGCACUCCCACAACCUAUAAAGCACAACCAUACUGAAACACUCAGUGAAACCACACGUGGGUCUCUGCUCAGGGGGGAGAGCCAGCGCUGCACAGAGACUGAGAGCCGCAGGAGAAGUGUGCAUGUGUGUGUGAGGAAUCAAGACGUGGAUUUCAGCUCAGAUGGGAUGUGAGUGAGGACAAACGAUAAGUUCAACCCUUCAGGAUCAAUUCUCCAAGUCUUGAAGGCAAAGAAAAACUAAUUUCAAAUGGUCCGUAGUGGCAAAGAAAUGUAAUACCAGAGUGCAACUGUACUAGAGGACUAUCCAAAGAGCAAACAAGUGCAGGAUUGGUUCUGAAGCUAAGAGAUCCAUGCAUUAAGAACUCUAGAGUCUUACAAGCAAAAUUUGAGAUCCGUGUGGAGAGGUUUGGAGGUUUCUGCAAUGUCUUUCGCAAUGGUACGACCGGCUCCCAGCCGAUACCUGUAUUCGGAGAUCUCAAUGAUGUCAGAGGACGAUGAAAAUGGCAGCGAGAGCUCAGGCUCGGACGACCGCUCUUUUCGCUUGGACACCUCAGGGUACGACAUUAAAGUUGGAAGAAAGCGGAAACCUGGCAUAGGAGGUGGUGGACGGCUGAUAGGGUCACCAAGCAACUGCACGGGCACAAUGGGUCCAUUGCCAGAGGGCCGUCAACGCAAUGCAGCCAAUGCACGGGAGCGGGAUCGCACCAACAGUGUCAACACGGCCUUCACCGCGUUGAGAACUCUGAUCCCCACAGAGCCUGCUGACCGGAAGCUGUCCAAGAUCGAGACCUUGCGGUUGGCAUCCAGUUACAUAUCCCACCUUGGAAAUGUGCUCCUGGUGGGUGAAGCGUGCGGGGACGGACAGCCGUGCCACAGCGGAGGACCCUCGACUUCAAACUUCUACCACCACCAUGGUUCGCCAAACCAGGACUCGGAGAACUCGCAGCCCAAACAGAUCUGCACGUUUUGCCUCAGCAACCAGAGGAAAAUGAGCAAAGACAGAGAGAGGAAAUCAGCCCUGAGGAGUUAAGCCACGACGAGAAUGGAUUUACUAAACAUCAUCACCAAUGUACAAAAGCUGUUGACUGCAAAAUGCAAUGUUGUGGUGUAUAUAUGCAAAUAUCAAUUCAUAUUUAAUUAUUUGUAAAUCGUUGUUGGACAUUUUAUUGGAGAAAAAAAAAAACACAUGUAUGACUGGAAAAAGACCAGACUGCAGCAACUUGGUUAUCAAAGAGCUGAACAUCCCGCCACAGCCUUCAUCCAUUUCCACCUUUUCGGUUCAUUUACACACCAAGCUCCACCAAAUGUUUAUUUUUGGCCACAGGGAGCUGAGGUAAAGCUAUUUACCAAAGACUAUCUGUACAAGAGGACGGCAUUCGCAAAGCUGCAAAUGAUCACAUGACUUCCCCAGGAGACACAACAUACGGAGCCCAGCUUUGCCAAUCAAAACAAUAAAGGAACAUAUUCCUAUAUUCAAUCAAAGAGGACCUUGGGAAAGUGCUCAUAUUGAGGACAUGAAUGAAUACAAACUGAUGUUUGGCACGUUAUUUCUAACAAAAACACGAAAGACACUUAGCCUGACUAUGAAAAUGCAAUAAAUUCAUUAAAUGCAGUAUACUGUAUGUCUAAUAUGGCAAAUGACAUAUAUUCUUCAUUGUUUAAAUUAAAAAUGACUAAGCAAACAGCUUGAAAACCACCUGCGUUUCUUUCUAGUAUGUCUCAACAUCAUGCCACAAAGACGUUUGGAUAUCUUUGUUAUCCAGCCGUCCUGUAAUUUAGCCAAAACCUCAAAACAGCUACAAAAACAGUCCCUCCAGAUAAAGAUCAACACUUUCAUUUGAUCAUCUCUGUAGAUCAUCUUUCAUCACGAGUCCUUGAAGACUAAAUAUUUAAUUUUACAUUCUCUUUCUGUGUUUGAUUAGGCUAAGAAAUACAAACACAUCUAGAGACACUUACAUAGUCUUAUAUUUCACAAACUCAGACAUGAUACUUCAAGAUUUAUUCAACGUUAUCAACUAAUACUGGCAAGAACAGUUGUUUAUGAUCUAUUCCAGUGAUUCUCAACAUUUCUGCCUCUUGAUUUUCUGGACAUAAUUGUACAAAUAUUUUAAAAAUUUUAUAUUCACAAUUUCUACCUUAUAAAAGACUUUAGAGCUUAUAAAUACUCUCUUUCUUUC
Molecule: messenger RNA, 8640 nt
Organism: Carassius auratus (goldfish)
Lineage: Eukaryota; Metazoa; Chordata; Actinopteri; Cypriniformes; Cyprinidae
Gene: scxa
Product: scleraxis bHLH transcription factor a
Exons: 2
Coding region: 6885-7493 (202 amino acids)
Biological process (GO): developmental process; regulation of transcription by RNA polymerase II
Molecular function (GO): RNA polymerase II transcription regulatory region sequence-specific DNA binding; DNA-binding transcription factor activity, RNA polymerase II-specific; protein dimerization activity
Source: RefSeq, a predicted model, not a curated record